Molecule: messenger RNA, 3550 nt
Organism: Ictidomys tridecemlineatus (thirteen-lined ground squirrel)
Lineage: Eukaryota; Metazoa; Chordata; Mammalia; Rodentia; Sciuridae
Gene: Poglut1
Product: protein O-glucosyltransferase 1
Biological process (GO): positive regulation of Notch signaling pathway; protein O-linked glycosylation
Cellular component (GO): endomembrane system
Molecular function (GO): UDP-xylosyltransferase activity; UDP-glucosyltransferase activity
Source: RefSeq, a predicted model, not a curated record
CCCCGCCCCCCAUGGCAGGCGUCCUGGAGGAUGCUAUGGCCGCUGUAGCGCAGAGUUGGGCAGCGGCCACCGGCGUCUUGAAGUGCAGAGAGAGGGUGUCUGGGGCUCUGCUUCUGCCCAGGACCCUGGCGGGCAACCCAUCCCCGGAAUGCUCGGUGAUAGCGAGGAGAGGGAAACCCCUCUUCCCGCGCAGGAGGUUCAAAGUGGAAAAUAUUUAUUGACCAAAUUAACAGGUCUUUGGAGAAUUAUGAACCAUGUUCAAGUCAAAACUGCAGCUGCUACCAUGGUGUUAUAGAAGAGGAUCUGAUUCCUUUCCGAGGAGGAAUCUCCAAGAAGAUGAUGGCGGAAGUAGUCAGACGAAAGCUAGGGACCCAUUAUCAGAUCAUUAAGAACAAAUUAUACCGAGAAUAUGACUGCAUGUUUCCCUCAAGAUGUAGUGGUGUUGAGCACUUUAUUUUGGAAGUUAUUGGGCACCUCCCUGACAUGGAGAUGGUAAUCAAUGUACGAGACUAUCCUCAGGUUCCUAAAUGGAUGGAGCCUGUCAUCCCAGUCUUCUCCUUCAGUAAGACAUCCGAGUACCAUGAUAUCAUGUAUCCCGCUUGGACAUUUUGGGAAGGGGGACCUGCUGUUUGGCCAAUUUAUCCUACUGGUCUUGGACGGUGGGACCUCUUCAGAGAAGAUCUAGUAAGGUCAGCAGCACAGUGGCCAUGGAGAAAGAAAAAUUCCACAGCAUAUUUUCGAGGAUCAAGGACAAAUCCAGAACGGGAUCCUCUUAUCCUUCUAUCUCGGAAAAAUCCAAAACUUGUUGAUGCAGAGUAUACCAAAAACCAGGCCUGGAAAUCUAUGAAAGAUACCUUGGGAAAGCCAGCUGCUAAGGAUGUCCAUCUUGUGGAUCACUGCAAAUACAAGUAUCUGUUUAAUUUUCGAGGCGUAGCUGCAAGUUUCCGGUUCAAACACCUCUUCCUCUGUGGUUCACUUGUUUUCCAUGUUGGUGAUGAGUGGAUAGAAUUCUUCUAUCCACAACUGAAGCCGUGGGUUCACUAUAUCCCAGUCAAAACAGAUCUCUCCAAUGUCCAGGAGCUGUUGCAAUUUGUAAAAGCAAAUGAUGAUAUAGCUCAAGAAAUUGCUGAAAGGGGAAGCCAGUUUAUUAUGGACCACUUGCAGAUGGAAGACAUCACCUGUUACUGGGAAAACCUCUUAACUGAAUACUCUAAAUUCCUGUCCUAUAAUGUAACAAGAAGGAAAGGCUAUGACCAGAUUGUUCCCAAAAUUUUGAAAACUGAACUGUAGUACUCAUCAUAGGACAAGAAUCCUCCCUAUGGCAGCAGAUCUGCUAUCCUGUGGUAAGAAGCUUACUAUGAGUGUGGCACCUAUACCUUGAACACCUUUUAUCAAGCCAAACAUCUGAUUUUCCUUAUCAUGCUGCACUCAGAGCUACUCUUAAGAAAGAUCUAAAAUAUGUGUAAUACAGAGAUGUGAAGUAGUUCAACUCUGGCUGAAUAAGGACCCAGAAUGUGGAUUUUGAAUCUGAUUCUACUUUCAUUUUCUUAUGAUCAAUCACAGCGUGUGCCUCAGAUCAUCUACAUGUAUAUGUUCAUCACUGUGAAAAUGACUGUGUCCAGGAGAGAUGCACUUUGUUCCACUUUUUUGGAACAUAAAAUUCAGUACUUGGAACUAGUACAACUCAUUUCUGCAGUUCUGAUAUUAUUCUAGACUUGAUAACUGUUGCUUUAUUUUAAUGUAGAAACCCUAUGGGAUUUGUGAGAAAUACCUGGGGAUUAUUUUCUGAAAGUUCAAGGAAGCAGCAGUUGUGCUGUGCAAUGAUAUAGGAGUUCUGUUUUGUAAAAGCAUAAACUGGUACUCAGGAGGUUUCUAUAAUGCCACAUAAAAAGGGGCUAAUCACAUGAGUAAUUAUUGCAAUUGGAUUUUAAGUUCCCAUCUUGUGCCUUUAAUCCCUUUUAACUGUCUCUUUAAAGAGCAACAAGAGGGCUGGGGAUGUGGCUCAAGCGGUAGCAUGCUUGCCUGGCAUGCGUGCGGCCCAGGUUCGAUCCUCAGCACCACGUACAAAGAAAGAUGUUGUGUCCGCUGAAAACUAAAAAAUAAAUAUUAAAAAAAAAUAAAGAGCAACAAGAACAAAAAAAGACAAAAAAUUCCUAAUAAAUUUAGGAAGUAGUCCUCACACUUUAAGGAAAUGUGCUUAGUUGAACAACUUUUAUCUUACCCUUUGCACACUUUAGUGUUUUUCCUUCUUAAAUUGACAGCAUCAGGGUUAUUGAUCAACAUUGUGCAGAGACUACAAGGAGUUUCCAUAUGGGAAUACAUCAUUAUGUUGGUAAUUCAGAGCAUUCACCUUUUACAUUUACUUAUAUAGGAGAUAUUUGUUCUGCAGAUCAUUGUUGGAGUCCAUUCUUAUUUUUUUCCUUUUUUGAAAAAGACAUUUGGGCCAGGUACAAUGCCUAUAAUCCCAGCAAAUCAGUAGGCUAAAGCAGGAGGGACACAAAUGCAAGGCCAGCAUCAGCAACUCUGUGAGACUCUGUCUCAAAAACUAAAGGGUUAGGGAUAUAGCUCAGUGGUAGAGUGGCCUGGUUUCAAUUUGUAGUACCGCACAAAAAUAGAUAAGUAAAAUAGGAAGAAAUUUUUCUUCUGUUUUUAUUUAUUUAUUGUGGUACUGGAGAUUGAACCCAGGGGCAGUCUACCUCUGAGCUAUAUCCCCAGCCCUUUUUAUUUUAUUUUUGAAACAGAGUUGCUAAGUUGCUGAGUCUGGCCUCGAACUUACGAUACACCUGUCUCAGCUUCCUGUUUUGUUGGAAUUACAGUUGUAUGCCACCACACCUGCCUUGUUGUCUUUUAGAAUAGGAACUAAAGCUUCAUUUCUCUGGGAACACUUCCAUUUUGUUUCAAGUUGCAGCUCAAACACCUUCUCUUUGAAUCCUUCCUUUCAUUCUUCUAGGCAAGGAUUACCAUAAUAUUUUGCUUAUGCCUGUGUUAUAUGACAUCACAUUGUAUUAUAAUUACUUGACUAUUUCUCCUUUUGUUCUGAGAUACUGAUGGGUGGAAAUCAUGUUUUACUCAUCCUGAUGUCUCUACUGUCUAGCACAGUGCCUCACACAGAGUAAAUACUGAAGUGUUUGAAGGAUGGAUGGAUGGUGGAUAUGGAGACAUUUGGCUUUACUAGAUUCUAUUUAUAGAUUGCCCAGCCAUUGGCUCCAAGGGGGAUUGAAUAAAAUUUGUUAAAAAUUAGAUCAUAUGAAUCCUCACUUGCCCUCCAAAGAGUCAACUAGGGCAUCUUUGUCUUUACAUACAGCAAAUUACUCAUAUUUUAUACUUGUUCAUCUGUUUACCUCAGUGUUGAUUGUAUAAGGAUGAUGUAUAACAAUGUGUAAAGUGUAUGUUUUGAAAAUAAUUUGUAUCCCCACAACUUUUAAAGUUUGUUGACAUUAAUACUAGCUCAGACCCAAACUUACCUCUUCCUCUUCAAAAAUUCAUUUUCUCUAUUUGUGGAAAAGGCUUAUGUUGUGUGUAAUAUAACUAAAUGUAAUAUAUGUAGCAA